Messenger RNA from Odontomachus brunneus, 5224 nucleotides. It is a transcript of the gene FMRFaR, whose product is annotated as FMRFamide receptor-like. Gene Ontology annotation, biological process: G protein-coupled receptor signaling pathway. Gene Ontology annotation, cellular component: membrane. Lineage: Eukaryota; Metazoa; Arthropoda; Insecta; Hymenoptera; Formicidae. The record is from RefSeq and is a predicted model, not a curated record. The coding region runs from base 2588 to 3940 and encodes 450 amino acids. The transcript is spliced from 6 exons. Gene Ontology annotation, molecular function: G protein-coupled receptor activity.
CGAGAGGAGAGGACGAAGGGGAGAAAGCACACGGAAAGAGAAAACGAGGUAGAAGAAGAGCAGGAGAAGAGAGAAGAGAAGAGGAGAGGAGAGGAGAGACCGGCACGGCGAGUGCGCAGGCGGCACUUACUGCCAGAGUCACUCUCGUCGCACUCACGGCAGACUACUCCGCAGCGGCGCGACGGCGACGCGUCGCGACGAUCCUCUUCUGGGCGCACUCAGUGCGCCGCGAGCGCUUCGAAACCGCGUGUCGAUCUAACGUCUGGCGGGAUGAGAACAAAACCGCGCAAUCGUUGAAAAGAGCUCGGGAAAACGGGAGAGAAAGAGAGAACGAAACAUAGAGAGAGUAAAGUGAGAGAGUGUGCAGCAGGUUGCAAAAAUGUGCCAUGAAGUUUUAAGACGAUGCAGUUUUAACAGUUUCUUUCAACGACAGUGAGCCGUUUCUGAGCUUUCUUUCGAGCGAAUUAAAAGAAAAAUCAUUUUUGCCGGGAAAUUUUCGUUCAAUGGUGCGCGAAGAGAAAGCGAGAACGCGCGCGUUAAGACUGUCAAUGUGAAUGGUCGUCGUGAGAAUUAUUUAUGAUAAACGGUCAGCGUCGUGUGAUUAUUAAUGAGCGGCCGGCGAGUAUUAUUGUCGAGCUCGGUCGAGUAGACCUAAUAUGAUUAACCGUCGCCCGCGUAUUCCGGGUAGUUAACCAUCGGCAAGCAUAAUCGAGCUUAUUAACGGGUCAUCAACGAAAUUUAUCGCGGAGCGGUUGUCAGGUUCCGGGCUAUGUUAAUAACUGAUAACUAUAUUCAGAGCUCGCGCGACUAGGCUCUUCACCGGGUUAGCAGUGAGUAGUUGUCUUGUUUGGACUUACUGAUAAACGACCAUCAGCGAGCUUAAUCGACAGAUGUCCAAGUGGAAAUUAGUGCGAGGAACAAUUAGUCGGCGAGGUCUGGAACAUUUGGGACGGCUUCUGCGUUGGACGCGGCGAAAUGAUCCAAGUGAUAUAACUUCAUUUCGCGCACUGUAAAGACAACCGCGAACGCUUAGAAUCAACGAGAGAAACGAGUCGGUGGGAUGAGAGACGAGACGCGAAUCGAUAAUUCGCCUGUUUACUUCGUCAGGGAUGAACAACUUCCCCCUUCUUUAGAGGGGUGACAGCUGAUGGAUGAAGGAACGACACGAUGGAUCAAUGAAGAAAUAAGAAAUUAACGAACGACACGGAGACACCGAGAGAGCAUCGAGAGAUAAUCAAUUAUCCGGGAUUUCCUCGAGAACAAGAUCCCGUAUGUCCAAGGUGAUCAAAGAGCCGUCACAAGUGUAAUCGAUCGGACACAACGGAGCGCAAUUGUACGACUUUCUCUCCUCUUUUUAAGAAGGGAGUAGUAUAACUUGUUAAUGGGAAAACAGGCGCUUAAUGAGCGGUCAUCGCGAUGAUGCCGGAGCCGAAGACUCGAUUCCAGUCGCAAAAACAAUCAGCCAAGAUCCUCCUCGAACUUCAAAGCUGAUCUUACUCAAGACAGUCAAAGGACCUCUCUAUUAAUAGACCUUUGGAGACCCUUGGAGACCCUUUCCUUUUUCGUAACGAGACAUCUCCAAUAACGACAGAGGAACAAAUUGAUUAAGAAGUCCGAAGUAUCUAUCGAUGCACAACAAAGGCAAAACAACUCAAAACUUUCUCAGAGAGGGACUGAGAAUCGAUCUCGAGGGUUGACUGAAGGAGAGUCGACUCGAGUUCGAAUUCCCGCAGUCGGUCGCGAAACUGCAGAGAGAAACGACCAAUGAGAUCGCGUCGGAUGACGUGAACGUUCGAGCGGCUCGCAUGUUGAGAAUUAUCUAGACUGUUUUCGUGGAAGACCGGGGGUGACUCAUCGAUGAGCGAAGGGUGGCGAUCUCGCCGUCGGGGACGGGUUUUUUUUCUCCAGGCUCUCGCGCGGAGUGCCUCUCGAGUGAGUGACUCUUUUGACAGGAAUUUCUACGGAGUUUCUGCGCGUCUCCACGACGGACGAAGUUAUGAUCGACUUCGGCGUCGCGGAAGUGGCGCGAAGUACAUGUGAUUUCGCGUGUUCGCGCCAACAGGCACGCGACCCGGCACGACGACGCUGGCGAGGCUGGCCAGGUGACGCGAUGAGGGUGUUCAGGUGCAGCACGACCGACCAGCUGACCACCGACAGUUUGCAGACUAUCAUCUUCGAAGCUGUUGCGGCCGAGGAGUCGAAUGGCAAAGCAGUUCGCGAUUCGUCGUAAAACUGCGAUACAUCAUAAAAGCAUCUACGCGGAACUCUCGAAGACGCUUUACGGGGCGAUCGCGAAUAUAAUGUAGAGAUAAAUUGCACGACGAAAGAGGAAACGACGUUAUGCUACUUGAACCCGGAAAUUUUCCGGUUUCGAGAGACAGCACAAGUUCGAGUCGCCGGGAUAUCUGAUAACAAAGUUGCAGAAUCUAAAGAGUGCGAAAACUCGAGCAAAGUAGCAGACAGAUAGACAAAAGAAGAGAACAGAGCAGAGCUCUGGCGGGAGGUGAAAAAUGGUAACGUGACGAGACGACGGAAAGAAGGAAAGCGCAAUCGGGACGAAGCGGUGGACGAAUCGCAAGGCUGAACGAUGGAAAUGAACUCGACGACGAGCUCGAUCGUCCCCAAUUACUACAAUGCUAGCAUCGGCGAUGACGAUCCGAUCGAGUGCGAUCAGGAUGUCAACACGUACGGCCUCUCCGACUUCAUUAUCUACGGCGUGCUUAUCAAUUUGAUAGGUCUCUUCGGGAUCUUCGGCAAUACGAUCUCGAUGAUUAUCCUGUCACGGCCGCAGAUGAAGUCGUCCAUCAAUUAUCUGUUGAUCGGACUAGCCAGAUGCGACACCGUGCUAAUCAUCGUCGCGAUACUGAUCUACGGAUUGCCAGCGAUCUACACGUACACGGGCCUGCUGUUUCACUACAAGUUCAUCGUCUAUCCGAAGAUCAUUAAGUUUCUGUACCCGCUGUCCUGCAUGGCACAGAUCGUGACGGUGUACCUGACGCUGACGGUGACCGUGGAAAGAUACAUCGCUGUCUGCCAUCCGCUGAAAGCCAGAUCGUUCUGCACUUAUGGACGAGCACAGGUGGCAGUGCUGGUUAUAGUGGUCUUCGCUUUCCUUUACAAUUUACCAAAGUUCUGGGAGAUCGAGGUGCACGUCGAUAUACACUGGAAAUACAACGUCACGAUAUACUGCAUCUAUCCGACCGCGAUGAGGAACGACAAGUACUACGUUACUCUGUACAUACAUUGGCUGUACUUCUUCGUGUACUACAUGUUCCCGUUCAUCGCGCUGGUGAUCUUUAACACCGCCAUUUAUCGACGGGUCAGGAAAGCGAACAAGGAUUUGCAGCAGCUGUCGCGUCAUCAACGUCGCGAGAUCGGCCUGGCGACGAUGCUGCUGUGCGUGGUAGUGGUCUUUUUGAUCUGCAAUAUCCUGCCAUUGGCCUCGAAUAUCCACGAGACGUUCAUAAAAGAUCCGCCGCGAUUGAUGGUGCAGAUCGGCAAUCUCCUAGUGACUAUCAACAGCAGCAUUAACUUCAUCAUCUACGUGAUCUUCGGCCGCAAAUUUAAGAGGACGUUCCUCAAGCUCUUUUGCUCGUCGCGACUGUACGGGCCCAACCGAGACAGUCCGGAGUUCCAGACGUACGACGAGUCCAUCGUCACUAACACGACCAACAUCGAGCUGAGGAGCUCGGUCAGGCAAAUUGGCCAUCUUAAUCGCAGUAACACCAUCAACCGCAACAAUAACCUGGUCCAUGGCAACAUCCACGUUUCCAACGGCAGCACCAGGCAGAGCGUCAAACUCUCCAGGCCGCUAAGUUCAGGGCCCUGCGUCUAUUAUCCGAUGAAAAGCCCGGCGAGGAGUCACAGUCAGAUGUCUAGGACAUCAAGCGGUCAGAACGGCUGGAACAGCAAGAAGGAGAAUGACGACUCCACGCUGUAGCGAGGAUGACCGUUCGACUCGUUUAUCUAACUAGAAGUCAGUUGAAUAUCCCGAUCAGAUGUUUUUUAUUUAUUUUCUUUGGAUCGCUUCACGAAGGUGAUAAAGGAAGGAGGAGGAUAAUCCUACGCAACUGUUCCACCUAUUCAUUUUUCUGGAUGUCAGCCGAGUAUCCGAUGUUCCCAUCAGUAUGCGAAGACAGUCGAAGAUUCGCGAAAUGACAAGAACAGCGAUCUUACAUUGUAUUCUAGGAUAUGGAUAGCACUGCUAGUCGAUAUAGAUGAAAUUGUAUUGUUCUCGCGUUCUUGAUUCUACGUUUCUUUAUCAGUGAUCCAUCCAGAAAUAUGCAAACUGAAGCGUAUUAUAAGCACAACGACGACGUGAAGUACGCGUAGACGUUGUUCGAUGUUUCUUCUUGGGUACAUCGUCUGCUCGGAUCGAGCGUCGCAGAUGAGAGAUGGACCAUUCCACGCCACACAGUGGACGACUGAGAUGUGUGGACGCUUCUUAUCUUCGUUACUCAAGCAAGAGUCCUGCCAAGAAUCUUAAUAUGAAGGACAGAUCUGCAGGAUUGAACAAGUGGGAUACGAAGGACAGCGCUGUAUCUCCCUGUUCGAUAUUGACUUUCUCCGUAUGUAUCCUUCAUCCUAAAGAGUCUUCUUAUAGCAACUUCAAUGAAAUGUCCGCCAGUCGGAACGGAUGGAAGGACAAGGAGGGCGAUUUCGCACUGCGGUGGACAGCGUAUAUUAUUGUUCCCCCGGGAGAAACUCGGACCAAUCCACCCUCUCGUCCUCGGACGCUGUAAUCCCACGGGAUAGCGCGACUUCGAUAUAAGAAAAAGGGUCGUUAAGGAUAACAGCUCCUGUAGGUUCCGCACUGCGGAAGACUUUCUUCUUAACGGAAGAGAAACUGCGAUCUCCUGCAGCGAUGAUCUUCUGAGCGAAAGUUUCCCGUUUGCCUCGGGAUGAUCCAGUUUUGGACGUUGAUGAGACCAUCGCUUGAUGUCGCGUCUCGGACUCGUAUUCUAUAGGGUCGCGUUUGAUCGUUAGAAUUACGAUAAUCAUUAAGUGUCGAUAGAUUUAAGCAAUAGAAAACUUCCUUUCGCGAUAAAAGACUGGUAUUAACGGAAUAAACUGUCGCGUCUCGAAAGCUCUUUUCGUUGACUAAAACUCUCUGUCACUCGCAGUCAUUAUCCCUCUCUCGCAUUCUCGCGAAGCAUUAUCUUAAGAUAAUAACGCGAUUAUCUUAAGAUUUUAACGCGUGUUAAAAUAAAAAAAAAAAAAAAAA